Fusarium coffeatum is the source of this 1329-nucleotide messenger RNA. RefSeq lists its product as uncharacterized. The transcript is spliced from 3 exons. Gene Ontology annotation, cellular component: fungal-type vacuole membrane. Gene Ontology annotation, molecular function: transmembrane transporter activity. The coding region runs from base 1 to 1329 and encodes 442 amino acids. The record is from RefSeq and is a predicted model, not a curated record. Lineage: Eukaryota; Fungi; Ascomycota; Sordariomycetes; Hypocreales; Nectriaceae. Gene Ontology annotation, biological process: transmembrane transport.
AUGGCCGUGAAGAAUGAAGAACAUGAUGGCCCAGUUCUGGAGCCAAUCGCGACGCUUCGUCGUCAAGGGACGCGCUCGGAAAUGCAAGAUCUCGAAAUCAUAGCUUCAGCAGGUGCUUCUUUCCUCCCCAAUAGCAUCCCCCCACCGCCCGACGGCGGUCUUCACGCGUGGACCCAAGUCGCCAUGGGCUGGAUCGUCAUCUUCGCAACAUGGGGCUACGUCAACUCGUUUGGCAGUUUUCAAGCACACUACACCUCCAUACUACCUCAAACGCCCUUUCAGAUCUCAUGGAUUGGUUCAAUCCAGGUGUGGUUUACCUUCUUCGGAAGUGCUUUCUCUGGACGUUUACUUGAUGCAGGCUUCUGGAUUCCGACCUUUCUGGUAGGAUCUGUGUUGCAGCUGUUGGGUAUUUUUAUGAUGAGUUUGUCGACUUCUUACUGGCAUCUUAUGAUCACGCAGGGUGUCGUGACCGGUAUUGGCGGUGGUAUCAUCUUUGCGCCCAGUCUGGCUCUUGUUGCUACUUAUUUUGAGAAGCGAAGAGGUAUCGCUAUUGGUCUUGUUACCACCGGAAACUCCCUCGGAGGUACAGUCUAUCCGCUCGUUGUGCGAACUCUCCUCCCAGAGAUCGGCUUCUCCUGGACAUCGCGGGUAUUGGGAUUUAUCAACCUCGCUGGCUUUGCGCUCGUGGCUGUGUUUAUGAGACCGAGACUCCCACCACGACAGACAGGGCCAAUUAUUGAUUGGAGUGCGUUCAAGGACGUGUUGUACGUCUCGUACGUCAGUGGGCUGUUUUUCUUCGUGUGGUCUGUUUACUACACUUUCUACUAUCUUGCUUCGUUUGGACAAGAAGAAGUCGGCAUGUCCUUUGCAGACUCAUCAAUUCUUACGACCAUCAUCAACGCCGUUGGCCUUCCAACUCGAGUCCUGAUUCCUUUCCUUGCAGAUCGGAUUGGUCCGCUGAACACCAUUGCUCCAGCAGGCUUAUGUGUAGCUAUCGUGGCGUAUACUUGGCUUGCUGUACACAACGAGACCGGAGUUUAUCUUUUCUCUAUCUUCUACGGUGUAGCAUCGGGAGCAUUUCAGAGUCUGAUGCCAACUGGCGUUGCGAGUAUCACGAAGAGACUCGACACUAUUGGCACCCGAAUGGGGAUGUGUUUUAGUCUUAUCUCCUUUGCUGGUCUAUCAGGACCACCUAUUGGAGGGCUACUUCAGUCGAAGAGUCUUGCAGGCGCACAUGUCUGGGCGGCACUAUCGAGUACCCUGGCUGCGGUUUUGCUAGUUGUGGCAAGAGUCUUAAAAGUAGGAUGGAAGGUAAAGACCAGAUGUUAA